This is a messenger RNA of Ixodes scapularis (black-legged tick), 2598 nucleotides long. RefSeq lists its product as uncharacterized. The record is from RefSeq and is a predicted model, not a curated record. NCBI's taxonomy places the organism in Eukaryota, Metazoa, Arthropoda, Arachnida, Ixodida, Ixodidae. The transcript is spliced from 3 exons. Bases 1 to 2598 code for a protein of 865 amino acids.
AUGCGCCUCCGGACAUUGGGUCUGUGCGUCCGCAAGAAUGUCGUGCACCCCUCGGUGUUUCAAGCCCUCGGCUUCCACUCCCACAACUGGUCAUCAGGUCACAGGAUCAUGCAGAUAUCACGCAAAGAAUUGUCUGAAGAGCUCCGACUGACAGCGGCUGUUCUUCCGGGAUUCAUGACAUCGUGCUUCGGACCAUCCUACGGCAAGCACGCGUCGUUUAUCUUUCUGCAAGAAGCCGCUGCGCAGCUCUUGGAGUCAUCCUGGAGGAAUGUAAUUGCGGGGGUGGCCACCUCAAGCCGGGCUAACACGAGCUCAGGAUUUGAUCCGCCAAUUAAUAUUUCCGGAGUCGAGCUCUCUGAGAACACCAAGACCGCCCUUUCAUGUGGCCCCAAGUUUGCACCGGACUCCCAGGUGCCGAGAAUCGAUCAGCUAGCUGCGGUGCAUCAGGUGGCAUCAACGGUUCCAGAAAAAGAACGCCACGAGUUCCUGGGAGCAGCGGUGCGAUCCGUGUGCACCCACCCUGUGCCGGCGCCCUCCACCAAGUUCUCCGUCAAGUCAGCUGUGGAUGAACUCCGAUCUUCAGACCUCAAGCUUCUUGAGGCCGACAAGACUGGAGGUUUCGUCGUCAUGGGUGAGGACCAGUACCGACAGAGGGUAGAACAAGCUCUUGACAAAAACUUUCGUCGAGUAAAGGGGCGGCCUUCGGGGUCUGUUCGGUCCAGAGUUAAAGAGCUGUGCUCCGAGCUUAAUCUCCCGAAACUCAAAAGUUCCGUCAUGAAACCAUCCAAGCAGUACUUAUCCCUGUUCUUCUCAGCGAAGACUCACAAACCGGAAUUACCCUUCCGCUCCAUUGUUUCGGAAGGCGGAAGCUGGCAGAAGCCCCUUGCGCUUUUUCUCCAAAAACACCUCUCCCUUCUCACCCCUUCCCAGCCGUUCCGAAUUCGUAACUCUAACGAGCUAAUUACGGUUUUGACUCCCUUACAUAACGCGCCCGUUCCACUGUCAGUGUUUUCUUACGACAUCGAGGAUAUGUAUUAUAGUUUAGACAUUCCUUUCCUAAUUAAGUGCGUUGAUGAGGCCAUCAAUGAGUUCGGCCUGUGCAGGUUCCAGAACGCUUCAGGCAUUCCACUGUCUGGGUUUAUCCAGUUGCUCCAGCUUUACCUCCGCUCUACAAUGAUUGAGCAAAACGGAGAAGUGUUUAUUAAAAAAUCAGGUGUAUGCAUUGGGUCUUGCCUGGCACCGGUGCUGAGUGAAAUCUAUCUUUCCUUCGUAGAUAGGACAAUCGACGAGGAACUACGGAGCAUCGUGCCCGGAUGUCAGGUAGUGCGCUAUGUGGAUGACUAUCUUGUAAUUCACCCCACAGAAACCCCGGUCCAUUCUAUUUCGCCUUGUUUUCUCAGCGCGGCAGGCAGCCUCAACUUUAAGAGAGAGGACCCCACGGAGGAGGGACUGCAGUACUUAGACAUCAGGUUGAAUACGACUGAGAGGGGUAUCUGCUGGGCGUUUCGGCAACGUUCGGAGAAACCAGUUCUUCCCUUUUCCAGCUCCCAUUCCAGGUCCGUUAAGACGGGGGUGGUCACUUCGUUGAUCACCUCUGCACGUAGCAGGUCGUGCAGUCACCACUCAACCUCGAGUGCGAAAACACAAUUUAACCGCCUUCUCAAGGCAGGGUACCCGAUGGACCUUCUCAGUUCUGUCACGCAGAGGCUCAUCGUAAAUCGAACUCCCCGCACCUCACGGGCUGCUCCGGGCGGGAGGAUCGCCUGCAUUCCCUACAUGCAUAACGUGGCGCACCGCGUCAAGUCUCUCGCGUCCCGCUUUGGCACCAAGGUCAUUUUCAAAUGCAGGUUCAAACUGGGUUCCAUGUGCAAACUGGUUAACAACGCCAGUUCCCCCCCAGCAUGUGCAAAAAAACACGGCUCUCAAUUCGUUCGAUGCGCAAAAGAAAAAGUCUACUCGAUUCCUUUGACCUGCGGUGCGGAAUAUAUCGGCCAAACAGGCCGAUGCAUAAAUGAUCGCCUCCGAGAACACCACAUUGAAUGCGCGUCACAGCCAGAGGGGUCAUUGCAUCCUAUUAUAGUUCACGGUAAGGAGUGCCAGGCAUGCACGCCUUUGUUCAACGAGACCAAAGUAGUUGGGGGACACCGGGAGCGCUAUGGGAGGGAGAUAAUUGAAGCUUAUAGGAUGACUACCACCAAGAAUAACAUUGCUUCCCCAUCCCUCUCGUUGACAAAACCAGAACUGGUGUUUCUGAGGCCGGCGUUGCAUACCAGGGAGAAGAAGCUUAUCUCCUAUGCAGCCUCCUUCUUCUUCGGUGCUCUGGACAAACUCGUGAUCCACAGGCACUUAAACAACGUCUUUGCAUAUGAAUGGUAUUUCGACCGCUUCGAUAACAUAAUUCUCAUGACUGUACUGACUGCGCAUCUUCACUUAACCAACCUUCGUUCAUAUGGUAUCGAAGUGGAUCUACCAAAGGUGUUCAAACGCAAUCCGAAUGGUCUGCAGAAAAAUUUCUGCAUCCAGCAAGCCUGCAGCAUUGGUGUUGCCGGUGCUCUGAACGCUAGUAGUGAUGGCUUGGUUUUCGCUGCUACCCGAUGA